Moneuplotes crassus is the source of this 719-nucleotide messenger RNA. The record is from the annotation of a GenBank genome assembly. Lineage: Eukaryota; Ciliophora; Spirotrichea; Euplotida; Euplotidae.
CUAACCAUCAAGAUCUGAUCCAAAACCUGACUUAUUGCAGUCAUAUCUUUCCUUUUUAUAGUCAACCAGAAGAAUGUCACAGAUUAAUGUCAUCCUUAUCCCACAAAGUCAAGGAUCUCUUCUGCUCCAAUCUCCGAAUAAUCCUAGCAGUAAUUUUCAAAACUUCCCAACUUGCUUCCAAGUUGUUAAGUGAAGACCUUCAAACCUACGAUCUAAGCCCAAUGACUUCUGACUACAAAUAUUUGCUUUACAAACGGAGUAUAAAAUGCUCUUCCCCAGAGUGCAUUCAAAUAUUGAUAAACCUCAUUGAAGAAGCAGCCUCAAUAGAUUCAAAAGAAGAACAAACUCUCUGCAAGAAGUUCCUAGGCUCGCUUGUAAUAGAUAUGGAUGUCUGGUUACCAGAAUUCAACAAGUUAGUCACUCUUCUUGAAGAGAAGAGCAUCGAUCUGAAGAUAAUAUCUUCCAACUGCAUGCACAUAGAUUAUUUCAACACGCAGGACAUCUGGAUUUACCCUUAAUAAUCUGCAAUAGAUGAGCCGAUCAAGUAUUGCGCACAACCAAUACUUUAUGGGUCCAAUCCAGAUUUGAAUAUGAGAAUAGUGUAGAGAUACGGAGCAUGACACGAAUAUGAGUACACCCAAGUGUCAUUGUUUAGACUCAUUCAAAUUUAUGAUUGCCAAGUUGAUCAGCUUAAAUGGACUACUAAUGAAUAUUGUACC